Sus scrofa (pig) is the source of this 1931-nucleotide messenger RNA. The record is from RefSeq and is a predicted model, not a curated record. NCBI's taxonomy places the organism in Eukaryota, Metazoa, Chordata, Mammalia, Artiodactyla, Suidae.
GGGGCCGGCGCCUCAACUGAGUUGCAAGUCGGCGAAAGCGGCGGGAAGUUCGUACUGGGCAGAAGGCGACCGGUCUGCGGUUCCGGUGUCUUCUGCCGCACAAAAGGUUUUAAUUUUGAUGAAGUCCAACUUGUCAAUGUAUGGAUCGUUUUUGGUGUCGGGCACGUCUCAGACUUCUUUGCCAAACUCUAGGGAGAAUGCCUCGUGUAAAAGCAGCUCAAGCUGGAAGACAGGGCCCUGCGAAGAGACGUCUUGCAGAACAUUUUGCAGCUGGGGAGAUAAUCACUGACAUGACAAAAAAGGAAUGGAAACUAGGAUCGCCCAUUGGCCAAGGUGGCUUUGGUUGUAUAUAUCUCGCAGCUGCAGGGAGAAGGCCCAGCAGUGUGACUGAACAAGUCUCCAGGGGAUUUGGGUGCAUGUGAAAGUUUGAGGAUCACUGAUAUAGAUGGAAGAGCAGCUGGUCUUCAGGAGGGGUUGACUCAACUUCCAGGCCCGGGCUCUAGAGCUGAUAUGAAUUCUUCAAAAUCAGUGGGCAGCGAUGCACCCUGUGUUGUGAAAGUGGAACCCAGUGACAACGGACCUCUUUUUACUGAAUUGAAGUUCUACCAGCGAGCUGCCAAACCAGAGCAAAUUCAGAAAUGGAUUCGUGCCCAUAAACUGAAGUACCUGGGUGUUCCUAAGUACUGGGGGUCUGGUCUACAUGAUAAAAAUGGGAAAAGUUACAGAUUUAUGAUAAUGGAUCGCUUUGGGAGUGACCUUCAGAAAAUAUAUGAAGCAAAUGCCAAAAGGUUUUCCCGGAAAACGGUCUUGCAGCUAAGCUUAAGAAUUCUGGAUAUCCUGGAAUAUAUUCACGAGCACGAGUAUGUACACGGCGAUAUCAAGGCCUCAAAUCUUCUGCUCAGCUAUAAGAAUCCUGACCAGGUGUACUUGGUAGACUAUGGCCUUGCUUAUCGCUACUGCCCAGAAGGAAUUCAUAAAGAAUACAAAGAAGACCCCAAAAGAUGUCACGAUGGCACCAUUGAGUUCACCAGCAUCGACGCGCACAACGGUGUGGCCCCAUCACGACGCGGUGAUUUGGAAAUCCUUGGUUAUUGCAUGGUCCAGUGGCUUAGUGGCCAUCUUCCUUGGGAGGAUAAUUUGAAAGAUCCUAACUAUGUUAGAGAUUCCAAAAUUAGAUACAGAGAAAAUAUUGCAGGUUUGAUGGACAAAUGUUUUCCUGAGAAAAACAAGCCAGAUGAAAUUGCUAAGUACAUGGAAACAGUGAAAUUACUGGAUUAUGCUGAGAAACCUCUUUAUCAAAAGUUACGAGAGAUUCUUUUGCAAGGACUGAAAGCCAUAGGAAGUAAGGAUGAUGGCAAGCUGGACCUGGGCGCUGUGGAGAAUGGAGAUGUGAAAGGAAAAACAGUAGCAAAGAAGAGAAAGAAAGAAAUUGAGGAAAGCGCAGGAUCUAGCGUUGAAGACAUGGACUGCUCAGAAACCCAGGCAGAAGAGGCCCCACAAACCCGUUCAAAAACCAGAAAGAGAAUCCAGAAGUAAAUCAAAUACUGUGAACCAGUUGUUCUUUUCUUUCUUUCAUUUGACUUUUUCCUCUUUUUCUGUAUUAAGUGUUUUAUUUUCGUGUGAGUCUUGUUGGGGGGGUAACAAUAAAGUACCUAUGUCUUUGAAAAACAAAUUUUUUAUUAAAAUAAAGACUUUAUACAAUUUAUUAAAGCCUAAUUUAUAAAAUUUCACCGUCUUAAGUUUAUACCCUUUAAGCUAUCCCAUGCUGUGUGUGUUUGAGGUUCUGGAGGGCAUGUAAGAAAACUUACUGUGGCAUAUGCACCUUCCUAAUCAUGUAUGUUUCCCAGAGUAUAUAAAAUGUUUGACAGAAUCCUUACCUUUAAGGGCCUAUGCAAAAUAAAGGCUUCGUUGUGCUUGAUACAAACACACAA